CAGUUCCUUGAUCGCGUCCAACUGUGUCAUAAAAAGGUACAGUUGGCAAGGUCUUUGAUAAAUGGCAACCACCGCUUGUUUCAUCAUUGUUAGCAGAAAUGAUAUUCCCAUUUAUGAAGCUGAAGUUGGAGUAGCUGCUAAAAGGGAGGAUGCUGCUCAGCUGCAUCAGUUCAUCCUGCAUGCAGCUCUUGAUGUUGUACAGGACCUUGCAUGGACUACUAGUGCUAUGUACUUGAAAUCAGUAGAUCGGUUUAAUGAACUCGUGGUGUCCGUGUACGUCACAGCUGGUCAUACCCGAUUUAUGUUGCUUCACGAUUCUCGUAAUGAUGAUGGCAUUAAGAGCUUCUUCCAAGAGGUGCAUGAGCUUUACAUAAAGGUAAUCUUGCCUUUACUGCACUCUAUAACGUGGUUAAUAUAUAUGCUGCCUUUCUUUAAUUAUUUGUUAACUUUCAUUCUAUCUGUUAGGAUAUAGAAUAAUGGCUAAUUAAUUAGAAUAGUUAAUGUAGUUAAGAGUUGUAAAGUUAGUUAGUUACUUACUAUUAGUUGGUUAUUUGGAUUAGUUAGAAAGUAUAAAUAAGAGAACACAAAGGGUAGAUGUCAUCUUUUGAAUAUUGUGAAGUUUGUUAAUACAAUAGCAUAAAUGAAUUGAUAGAGUUCAUGAUUCAUGAUAAAGUCCAUGCUUGCCAAUUCUUGAAGUAUGCUUUGAUGGCUAGACAAAUACAACAAUAGCU
This is a messenger RNA of Medicago truncatula (barrel medic), 731 nucleotides long. Its product is annotated as trafficking protein particle complex subunit 2. Lineage: Eukaryota; Viridiplantae; Streptophyta; Magnoliopsida; Fabales; Fabaceae. The record is from RefSeq and is a predicted model, not a curated record. Bases 62 to 472 code for a protein of 136 amino acids. Gene Ontology annotation, biological process: endoplasmic reticulum to Golgi vesicle-mediated transport. The transcript is spliced from 5 exons.